This is a messenger RNA of Elaeis guineensis (African oil palm), 1303 nucleotides long. The record is from RefSeq and is a predicted model, not a curated record. NCBI's taxonomy places the organism in Eukaryota, Viridiplantae, Streptophyta, Magnoliopsida, Arecales, Arecaceae.
UAAAAAGUUUGGUGGGUAUGGUCACCUCCCUCUCCCUGUUGGUGUCCUCCAGCCAUCCCCCCCCCGGUGCCAGAAGGACUGCCCCAGCCGCUGACAAAGAGGACUAGAAGCUUGGAAUAAAUGAGCCCCGAGCCCAAAAGGAGACAUUCGAUGAUGAGGACCAUCAUGGCAAGAAGCACCCACGAGUCAUCCUUUUCCUUCUCCAAGCGGCAUUUCCAAUGGAUUAUUGGAAAGGGUGGCGUUGGUGAAGAGAAGAAGCACGCGGAUGGUGAUGGAGAGCAGGAGUUUCCAGCUUUCUCCCACUCCUCAUCACGUGUCUGCGAUGACGAGGCCGCGGCGGCGGCGGCCGCUCCUCCGCCGGCUGCAAGAAAAAGAGGAGCUUUCUCCGCUGCCGUGGCCGUCUCGAGGUUCCGCUCGGUGCUCACGGCGGCGAUUGCCGGGAGGCGUCGGCCGGCCGGGCUGGGUCCUCGCGUCAUAGGCACCCUCUUCGGACACCGCAGGGGGCAUGUCCACUUCGCGUUCCAGGUGGACCCCCGGUCGUGCCCGGCGCUGCUCAUCGAGCUGGCGACACCGACGAGCACGCUCGUGAGGGAGAUGGCGUCGGGGCUCGUGAGAAUUGCACUGGAGUGCGAGCGGAGGGGAUCCGGCGGCGGGCGGAAGGCGGCGGGGAAGCUGGUGGAGGAGCCUCUGUGGCGCGCUUACUGCAACGGAAAGAAGUGCGGGUAUGCGGUGCGGCGCCAGUGCGGCCCGGCGGAUUGGAGGGUGCUGCGGGCGGUCCAGCCGGUGUCGAUGGGCGCCGGCGUGCUGCCGGGGGACGGCGGCCCUCAGGGGGAGAUGAUGUACAUGAGGGCGAGGUUUGAGCGGGUGGUGGGAUCUAAAGACUCUGAGGCCUUGUACAUGAUGAACCCUGAUAGCAAUGGUGGCCCCGAGCUCAGCAUCUACUUGCUCAGAGUUUGAUUCAAAGGAUUCCAUUCUCUCUCUCUCUCACACACACUCCUUAGCCCAUGGAAAAGGACUUUGGUUCUUUCCGGUAAGCUUGGUAUUUUGGAUGGGCGGCUCUGUUUUGCCCUUUUCUUUCUUUCUUCCUUCCGUUCCAUUCUGCUGGUAAUAAACUGGUUUGCUUUCGGAGCUUGUUUUCUUAUGUUUUAUGGCGGUAUAGCGGUGUUCUGCCGAUGCUUGAAAUUAGUGGUUGGCUUCGAGGUUUGGUGGCAACGUUGCAUGGGUUGGGAGUAUAAUGUAUAUAGUUGGCUACGUAUGUAUAGCUUUCUGAUAAGAAUAGGAGGAUCCAACGUAAUGAAUCCUC